Messenger RNA from Cucurbitaria berberidis CBS 394.84, 725 nucleotides. RefSeq lists its product as uncharacterized. The transcript has a single exon. Lineage: Eukaryota; Fungi; Ascomycota; Dothideomycetes; Pleosporales; Cucurbitariaceae. The annotation marks the transcript as partial. The record is from RefSeq and is a predicted model, not a curated record.
GAUAAUACUGUGUGGGUGCAAUACGCCUUGAUUGUGUGUCAAGACUAUCUCUUACUAGGUGAGGGCGCACGUUGAGUUCUGACUGAAGGAGGCAACCACGAGACUUCUAGAUUGUCCUUGCCUCACACUAGCACAAACUUCGAUGCUUGCUCUCUUACUUGCCAAACCUCAUUAUCUUCAAUAAGAACGCUGCGCUUCUAGCUUCCGGACAGCACGCUUGCAUUCCACGCCCCAUGUCGACAAGUACGUCGUCGCUCACCUCGAAAUCACCAGGGAUACAGUUGCCUACCAGUAAGAGGACUAGUUAAAAUACAAAAGACCUCAUCUACCACUGAAAACUACAUAAACAGCCCACACACAUCAACAGCCCUCAACUUCACAAUGUCAAACACCAAUCCCAAUCCCAACAACGGCAACGGCAACGGAAAUGGAAACGGAAACGGCACCUCUACCAACCAGGCCAACUUUUUCCAUUCCUCCACCGAGCUCGCAGACCUGGGCCGGGAGCGCUUCGACCACGACACCGCAGCCAUCGGCGACCGCGACUUCGCCCUCAACUCUCACCAGCCCGUUACCGUGAGGCCCGGCCGCGCACCCAAGGGCCUCGAGAAAGAGGUCCAGGGCUGGACCAUGUUCCAGUAUACGACCGAAGAUCGCGAUGAUAGGGAGGAGUUGAAGGGGGAUCUACAUGAGGGGCAGUUACAUCGGCAGAACAGGGCGGCUAG